This is a messenger RNA of Linnemannia hyalina, 1926 nucleotides long. The record is from the annotation of a GenBank genome assembly. Lineage: Eukaryota; Fungi; Mortierellomycota; Mortierellomycetes; Mortierellales; Mortierellaceae.
AUGGAGAUUAACCCCGCAGUCACUUUUAAGCACGACCGUUCGAUUAUGUACGCCAAACGACCCAAAGUCCUUAUUGUCGGUGCAGGUCUGGCUGGACUCACCCUCGGCAUGCUCUUGCACAAGGCCGGGAUCCCUUUCGAGAUCUACGAGCGUGCCGCAAAAGUCAAACCCCUCGGUUCGGCGAUGUACUUCAGCAGCACCACCGCUAACAUCUUUAGGCAGUGCGGUAUUUAUGAAGAGUUUGUCUCCCUUGGCAAAUACGUCUCUUCUAUCAAGAUGUACGGUGCCAACGGAUACAUUGUUUCUCGACCUCUGAUUUAUGACCUAAUCCUCCGCCAGAUUCCGGAGGAGCAUGUUCACUUGGGAAAGAAGGUCCUCACCAUGCAGCAAGGCGGCAACGGCGUCCUUAUUCGCUUCAGCGACGGUAGUGAAGCUGAAGGUGACAUCCUCGUCGGAGCCGACGGAGCCUACAGUGCUGUUCGUCAAGGGAUGUACGAAAAACUGAAGAAGACGAACAAGCUCCCAGCAUCUGAUUCCCUCCCACUUCCCUUCAGCACAGUCUGCCUUCUCGGUCAAACUCGCCCUCUUUCUGCUGAAGAGUUCCCUGAUCUAACAAUCGACAAGUCCCAGUUCUGCAACUUUAUCGCAACUGACAAGAUGUACACGUGGUCCACAUCAACAACUGCCCAGAAUACCGUGUGUUGGGCUGCCAUUCUCUUCCUUGACGAAGAAACCAGCAAGGAUAAUGACUCUUUCCGUAACUCGGAGUGGGGCCAAGAGGCUGCUGCAGCGAUGUGUGAGCAAGUCAAGGAUUUUCCUGUCACCAGUGGAGGCGACAAGAUCCUCACUCUUCAAGACUUGAUUGAUCGUUCUCCCAAGGAGUUGAUCUCCAAGGUCAUGCUGGAGGAGAAGGUCUUCAAGACCUGGUUCGACUGUCGCACGGUUCUCAUUGGCGAUGCAUGCCACAAGUUCAACCCUGCUGGAGGAGUGGGUGCUGCCAAUGCCAUUCAUGAUGCCAUAGCGUUGGCGAACGGCAUCAAUGGACUUCCCUUCCACCCUGUUGCUGAUGAGAUUGAAGCUGCAUUCAGGGCCUACAAGAAGGAGCGCAUCGACUGGGUCGAGAAGGCAUUCGAUCACAGCAAGGUCUUCAGGACCAUGGCAGGCCAGUCUGUCUCGUCCAAGGUCACUCGGUAUUUUGUGAAGAAUACGCCUCCAUGGGUCAUGCAUAAGGUUGAGCGUCGCCAAAAUACCCAUCGCCCUCAGGCCGCCUUUUUGCCUCCAGCUGAGGACAAGGGUAUUGUUAGGCCUGCUCCACAGCCUAGUUUGUCUAUCAAGGCUCCUGAGGAGACCGAAGAAUCGAAAGCAACCCAAAUUGUCAACCACAGCUCAUCUCAAUCAGUACCCGGCCGUCCCAAGGCCCCUAUCAUCGGAGCGGGGCUGGCUGGACUCACCCCCGGGAUGCACCUGCACAAGGCCGGCAUCCCCUUUGAGAUCUACGAACGAGCUACUAUUGUUAAGCCCCUCGGAGGCAGCGAUGGCGAUGUGCAAGGAGGUCAAGGAUUUCCUAUCAUUGGAGGAGGCAACAGGAAACUGAAGCUUAAGGAUUUGAUGGAUUUGGCGCCUAACGGUCAGAUCUCGAAGGUCAUGCUCGAGGAAAAGGAUUUUGGGGCCUGGUACAGCGGAUUGACAGUUCUUCUUAACCCUGUUGGGGGUGUUGGAGCCGCUAACGCUAUGCACGAUGUCAUCGAACUGGCCUGCCGUAUCAACGGUCUCCCAUUGCACUCCACCGUCAACGAUAUCGAGGACGCUUUCAAGGCCUACAAAAGCGAGCGCAUUGGUUGGAGCGCAAUGGUUGGGUUACCAAGGCUUUCGAGAACAGCAAGGUUUUCGGACCAUGGUCGGCCAGGUGAAAUCUUUCCCCAGUGA